CGUAUUUUUAUGUUUUCAAGGUGAUUUUUGUAACAUACAUUUAAGAUUUGUUUCUAUUCUCCCAAACUCAAUACUUUAUAAUAUUAUCCAAUCAACAUUCAGUAAUUAAUCACGUGACUCCAACUUAGCGUCACUCUACAAUAUUGACUUGCUUGUAGGCAGACGUGGCUGCAAAUAAAGUGUGAUCUGUAUUUAUAAAACUUGGGAAUUAAUGUGAUUUUCGAUGAUCAUAUCAACGUUUUCUUAAUCUGGUGCAGUUUUUUUUUUUAAACAGUAAGUGAGGAAAUUGGUUUCCUUUGAUUACUUUGUCAAUUUAUGUGCAUGUGCUGUGGGAAGUCGGUCAGUGCAGGAGACGCUAUGUAAUUAUAAGCGGUUGCCUAAUGGAUAUCAACAAACCACUUAACGUAUGUAUUAUUGGAGACUCUUAUAUUCGCCGGUUGAAGGAAUUCUGUAUGACGAAGGACAUGUUAAAUCUAAGGUUACAAAAACAGUUUUGUUCGAUAAACUUUCAUGGAAAAGGGGGGCUUCGUGCACGCCAUGUUAAACACUUAGCGGGCGGAUCUAGGCAUGCGUUGCUCCGUUUUGACGAGGUCCCCGACGUGAUUUUCAUACAAAUAGGAGGGAAUGACAUCUCAGGAUCUACGAACUCUGCUCAACUGGCCAAAGAUAUUGUUUCCUUGGCGGAAUAUUUGGUGCUAGGUGUCGGAGUUCGAUUAGUUUAUAUUGGCCAAUUAAUUCGUAGACUCCCGUUCGCCACCUGUCCGGGAUACAACGAAAUGGUGAUACGGAUCAACAUCCAACUGGAUAUGAUGACAAAAAACUUAUCGGGAGUGGUAUUUUGGCGUCACCGUGGUUUCUGAGCUUCCCUGUCUUAUCUUGGGCCAGAUGGUGUACACCUGGAUUGCACCCCUUCCCACAGCCAGCCUAUGAGGAAAUAUCUUCGGAAUAUAAGAAAUGCUGUAAUUCAGGCUCCAAAAUUCCUCAGGCCAGUAUACUUUUUAAGUUUGCACGGAAUUGUUUAUAUUUUCCGUUAUGUGUAUAUAGAAUAUUUUAAUAUACACUGACCUAGGCUUAAUUUCAAGCAAAGCAUUCAUAUCAGAUCAACAUCCGUUGAAUUGUAUUUGACAUGUAUAUGGCAUCUUGGUAAUAUUGUACCUAUGUUCUAUUGAUUGACUCUUGUAAUUAUGUUCAACAUCCACAUGCAGGUACUAUUUGCUUUCUGUUCAACAAACAAGGCAUGUGCAUAAUGACAUUUAAAUGCGUCUUAUGCAAUAUACUGAUACAUAGUCUAUCUCUAUUUUAUUACAGUCCAAGAUAAUCCUAGCAGCAAUUUCAAUUCAAUGCAUAUUGAAUCUUUCUUGUACAUAUAUGGGUCAGUUACUAGGUAUCUAUACAUAGUAAUCGUGUGAAUUGGAGAUUUAUUCAUUUUUAUUUGCAAGCGGGUCAAAGUUGCUCAUUUUAUGUGGGUCUGAGUUAACCCAUAAAUUUCUGUGGGCCGGAAUUACCCAUAUCUUCUUUUGAGUCGGAGUUACCCAUACUUUUUAUUUGGGUCGGAGUUACCCUUAUUUGCUCAUUGGGUCGGAGUUACCCAGAUUUAUAUUUUGGGUCGGAGUUAUCCAGAUUUAUAUUUGGGUCGGAGUUACCCAGAUUUAUAUUUUGGGUCGGAGUUACCCACAUUUACAUUUUGGGUCGGAGUUACCCACAUUUACAUUUUGGGUCGAAGUUACCCAGGUUUACAUUUUUUGGUCGGAGUUACCCAGAUUUACAUUUUUUGGGUCGGAAUUACCCAGAUUUAGUUUGUGUCGGAGUCAACCAUUGCUAUUUUUAUAAUGGGUCAGAAUUAUACAUUUAUGUAGAGUAUCCCAGGGAUUGGUUGCACUUUAGAUUUCAUUUAAUAGUGGUAAACCAUAUCUCUUGAUGUUUGUCACCCUGUUUGGGAUGCAUACUUCUUGAUUGAGUAUUUAUACGUUAGGCACAAUUUACUCUCAAUACCUAUUUUAAUUUGUGUCGUUUUACCUUAUUUCUUAAUGAAAUUAUAAUUCAGUUCAAAAUCACAAUGGCCAUGUGGUCUGCUGAUAUUGCAUUAAGCAAAUAUUAUUAUCAUUAUCCUUUUAUAUCAGUUCAGUUUUCUUAUGCAUAGUAAAUCAUUUCUACUUUUACAUUUCUGUGUGUAUGACAGUUAUUACAUACUCACCCUUCUUCAGUUAAGCAUGCACCUUGUGCAUUACAUAUGUAGGUGUAUACUAUGUAUUUCUAUACUGAUUUGACAUUUCUCGUGGCAAAUUGGUUGCUAAAUAAUGCCACCUUUCAUAAUUAUUUGACAAUUUGUUGUAAAAUGUGUAUUGUUACAGGAACAAUGCCACCCAAGCCCAGCCAGCGCCUGUCAGCGAAGCGCAGGAGAGUUAACUCUCCGGGUAAUUUAAAAGCUCCCAAUUUCACAUGUGCAAGUGAUUCAGUACGAAAUGAUCCGAAUCCCAUUCAAACAAGUUCAAGUAGAAUGAACACUUUAGCCUCACAAAUAGACUAUGCAGAAUUAGCAAAGCAUAUAGUUGCCCAACAGAGACAACAAGGAACAGAACUGCAGCAGGAGGCAUCAGCACAGCCACAAACUAUAAGUGACAGUACACCCGUGAGCUCAUCUAUGUUAAAUGGCAGUGAGGGAAAUCAGGAUGUGUCGGCCUCCAACUUAAGUUCCUUGUUGGACAAUGUUUUUACAGGAGGCUCGUCGUCUGGCGCCACUCCUGGACAUACAACCAACGGCGGUUCCUCCACAGCUGUUGCAAAUUUGAGUUCUGUCACCCAGACAAUCUUAAGGGCUUCUUUGUCAGUUUCAACUAGGGUUGCAUACAAACACUCGUGGGAGCUGUACAGGGCGAUGUCUCCAAAUAUAGUUUCACUACCUCUGCCUUUGCAGAGCAUUUGUAAUUUUAUAGGAUAUCUGUUUGAAAAACAGUAUAGUGCCAGUAGUAUUGACUCUAAUAUAUCAGCUCUCAGCUAUGUUCAUAAGCUAUUGGAUGUUAAAGACCCUACUCAAUCUUUCAUUGUAAAGAAACUUUUGAGGGGAUGUCACAAGCUAACUCCUUCUAAGGAUACUAGAUUGCCCGUUACGAAAGAAAUACUUUGUAAAUUACUUAAUGCCACAGACUUUACUGUUCCCCAGGCUCUCAACAAAUUGCUGCUCAAAGCUCUGUAUUUACUUAGCUUUAAUGCUUUCCUCCGUUUAGGUGAAGUUGUCAUCAAAUCACUCUCAGACUGCAAUAAGGUAAUUCAGGUUCAAGAUGUUUCCUUCCGAAUGAAAGGAAAAGACCCACUUUCUCUUCAAAUAACCAUAAACCACCACAAAUCUCAAAAGAACAGUGACCCUGUCAUUAUCACAAUUCAAAGUAACCCACAUAGUGCACAUUGCCCAGUGCUUAGUCUAUAUCGCUAUAAAAGCUCCUUUCCACAUGCAUCAGGUCCAUUAUUUCAAUUCACCAAUGGGGUUCCAGUUCCUUAUUCUUAUGUUUGUGGGCAGCUGUCCAAAGCAGCAAUAUUUGUAGGUCUUGACCCCAGACGUUACAAAGGUCAUAGUUUUCGCAUUGGAGCUGCCACUCAUGCUGCUCAGUUAGGUUUCUCAGAAAAUUAUAUUCAGCAUUUAGGUCGUUGGAAUCCAAAUGUGUUACAUCGGUACAUAAGAAUACAAUCUUUCAAACUAUAAGCUAGCACAUUUUGCAAUUACUAUAACAUUAACCAAAUACAUUAAAGCAGGUCAGUGUCUCACUGCUGCUUUAAGCGUCAUAACAUUUGUACAUGUGGGUCAUUUCCAUGUCUUAUUUAUAUAUAUUUUUAUUUCGGGAGAACCAUUCACUGUUAGAUCAUGUUUGUUAACAUCAAAUUUCUUUUGAGUUUUCUGGAACGAUUAUUUGAUGCAUGUAUGUAUUUCUGUAGCUUGACCUACUUGCCGGCAUUCAUGACUUUACUUUGUUUAUAGUUUUGAUCUUAUGAACAUAUCCUCAUUCCUGUUCGCAUGAGAAGCCACAUGCUUGAUAUCAGGACAGUGUUUCACUGCUGUUAUCAUUACAUGUUUUCUGUUAUAAAAUGUAUUCUCAUUUAGUUGUGAUUGAUUCUAGUCUUCAUUAAGGUUGCAUGUUUAGUUAGAUUAUUAGUCUUAGUCUACUUUGUACAUUUUAACGUGUUAUUUGACAGGCCAGUGUCUCACUGUUGUCAUCCAAUUUUAACAAAUUGUUAUUUUGAAUUUGUGUUAUUUGCUUUAUUCACGAUUGUUGAAACUACUCAGGGAGGUUUUCAUGGUGUAAGUGAUGAGGGUUGAUUUUAAUGUCCAUACCUGUAUUUUGUUGCUCGCAAGCUCACCUUGGAUGGCACGGGAUGCGAUCUGUUGAUCUCAUCUUGUGGCCAAUUUUUUGAUGUGCCAUCUUUUUGCUGCAUCUUUGUAAGGUUGUUUUUUAUUGUAGUUGAUGUAGACUUUUAUAGAUAAAUUUGGGGGAUCAGACAUAUUGAAUUAUUUUGUCAUUGUUAAUUUCUUUCUCCAUUUCAGUGACAUUUUCAGUGGAUUGUUUGUGAGUCUGAUCCCCUUGUUAGGAGUUUGUUAUCUAGUUCGUCAUUUGAAUAAAUGACAUUUUUCAUACUCAAUAUGCCUUAUGUUUAUAUCUAAUAUGAUACAGCAAAAACUAGCUUCGGUGACCUUUCUCAGCAUUUUAAGACAUAAAACAACAAUAAUUAAAAUAAUUGUAUUUAUGGUUUAAAUGCGUAUUUUUAUGUUUUCAAGGUGAUUUUUGUAACAUACAUUUAAGAUUUGUUUCUAUUCUCCCAUACUCAAUACUUUAUAAUAUUAUCCAAUCAGCAUUCAGUAACUAAUCACGUGACUCCAACUUAGCGUCACUCUACAAUUUUGACUUGCUUGCAGGCAGACGUGGCUGCAAAUAAAGUGUGAUCUGUAUUUUAUACCCACCAUCCACCCCUUCAUUCCUGCCAUGUAAUUGUCUUUCUAGUCCCUAUCAAUUUUUGAUGUGCCAAUUUUUUGAUGUGCCAUCUUUUUGCUGCAUCUUUGUAAGGUUGUUUUUUAUUGUAGUUGAUGUAGACUUUUAUAGAUAAAUUUGGGGGAUCAGACAUAUUGAAUUAUUUUGUCAUUGUUUAUUUUCUUUCUCCAUUUCAGUGACAUUUUCAGUGGAUUGUUUGUGAGUCUGAUCCCCUUGUUAGGAGUUUGUUAUCUAGUUCGUCAUUUGAAUAAAUGACAUUUUUCAUACUCAA
Molecule: messenger RNA, 5247 nt
Organism: Ostrea edulis (European flat oyster)
Lineage: Eukaryota; Metazoa; Mollusca; Bivalvia; Ostreida; Ostreidae
Exons: 2
Coding region: 2246-3697 (483 amino acids)
Biological process (GO): DNA recombination; DNA integration
Molecular function (GO): DNA binding
Source: RefSeq, a predicted model, not a curated record